Juglans regia (Persian walnut) is the source of this 2574-nucleotide messenger RNA. RefSeq names its product protein tesmin/TSO1-like CXC 5. Gene Ontology annotation, cellular component: nucleus. Gene Ontology annotation, biological process: regulation of DNA-templated transcription. The coding region runs from base 394 to 2262 and encodes 622 amino acids. NCBI's taxonomy places the organism in Eukaryota, Viridiplantae, Streptophyta, Magnoliopsida, Fagales, Juglandaceae. The record is from RefSeq and is a predicted model, not a curated record. The transcript is spliced from 8 exons.
AGGGAGCAGAGACGAACAAAAGUCCCUUAAUGCUAUUCUCCUCCACUUCUACUUCUUCAUUGCUUUCUUUUGCACUACGAAACUGUGUGUGUGUCGCUCUCUCCUAGAAACUUUUACAAUUUUUUCUUUUUUUUAAAUUUCUCUGUGUUUGAAUUUAAAGCCUUCUCAAACUCGGUCACUAUUCGCUUCGCUGAGCUUCGGCUUAAAUUUUGAGCUGCAAAAUCGUGUAUUUGAGUUCGUUUCGGUGGCUUUCGAUUUCGUCUUGGAUCUGAAAGUGCCUGAAUUUGAGGAACUUGGGUGAUUAUUUGGAAGUAAUCAGUGGAUUGAACUCUUGAAGGAAAAAAAGAGAAGAUAAAUUUGAAAUUUUGAUUGAGUUUUCGAAUUUUUAAUUUGAUGGGAGAAGGUGAAGGAAGCGACUUACAUCCUAAGAAGGCUCAAUCUGAAGGUACAGCGGCCUCCGCGUCGACGGAGGCUCCAGCGGCGAAGAAGCUGGCGAGGCAGCUGGAUUUCACGGCCUUCGGUGCUGCUGGGGGCUCGGGGAGUGUGGUCUUGCCGGAGCACCCGCAGCCGCUAUUGCAGUCGCAGCCUCAGCCUCAGCCUCAGCCUCAGAUGGUGGCGGCGGCCGUGAUAGUGCCCCCCCAGACGCAGCCGCAGCCGCAGCCACAGGUGAUGGUGAUGCCGGUGGUGGCGCCCCCUCCGCCGCCGCAUCAUACGGCUCAUCCGCCAUUGAGGGUUGUAAAACCAGAUUCCCCAAAAUCAAGACCAAGACCAAAUUCUGAUGUGAAGGAUGGUACUCCAAAGAAGCAAAAACAGUGCAACUGUAAACACUCUCGAUGCUUGAAGUUAUAUUGCGAGUGUUUUGCGUCUGGAAUAUACUGUGAUGGGUGCAACUGUGUAAAUUGUUAUAACAAUGUUGAGAAUGAAGCUGCUAGGCGAGAAGCUGUAGAAGCAACUUUAGAGCGUAAUCCAAAUGCGUUCAGGCCAAAAAUUGCAAGCAGCCCACAUGGAGUGAGGGAUAAUAGGGAGGAGGCUGGGGAAGUUGUAAUAUUGGGAAAGCACAACAAGGGAUGCCAUUGCAAAAAAUCUGGGUGUCUCAAGAAGUAUUGUGAGUGCUUCCAAGCCAACAUUCUCUGCUCUGAAAAUUGUAAGUGCAUAGACUGCAAGAAUUUUGAGGGUAGUGAAGAGAGACAGGCUCUAUUCCAUGGAGAUCAAGGCAACAAUAUGGCAUAUAUGCAGCAGUUAGCAAAUGCUGCCAUAACUGGAGCUAUUGGGUCCUCUGGCUAUGCAUCCCCUCCAAUAUCAAAGAAGAGAAAAGGUCAGGACCUCUUCUUUGCUUCAGCAGCUAAGGAUCCAUCCUUGCAACGGCUCAGACAUCUUCAACAGGCAAACCAACUCAGACCUUCUGCGCCAUCUCCUUCCCCGUCUUCAGUCCCAGGUGCUGGUGUUGGUGGAGCUGCAGCAUUAGGCCCUUCCAAAUUUACGUACAGGUCUCUCUUAGCGGACAUUAUCCAACCACAGGACGUGAAGGAGCUUUGCUCAGUUUUGGUGGUACUGUCAGGAGAAGCUGCCAGAACAAUUGCAGAACAAAGAAGUGUGACAGAACAGCGGGCAGAAGAUCAGACAGAAACUUCCCUUGCUUCAUCAACACAAGAAAGAUUUCAAAGCCAGAAGGAACCUGAUGCUGAGAAAGCUGUGGCUGAUGAUUGCUCAAGUGCUACCCAGGCGGGUAAAAUCUGUGCUGAAGAUUCCAGUUCAGAUGGUGCCAAUGCGCCAAAAGGAAGGCCAAUGUCUCCUGUAACUUUAGCAUUGAUGUGUGAUGAACAAGAUGCAAUGUUCAUGGCAUCUGCUUCUCCAGAUGGGUUGAUAGGUCAGGGCAACACGUCUUCACCCUUGCCUUAUGGGCACGGUAUGGCAGAGGUCUAUGCAGAGCAGGAAAGGAUUGUUCUGACAAAGCUUCGAGAUUGCCUUAAUAGGCUCAUUACUUUUGGAGAAAUAAAAGAGACAAACUGUUCAUCAUUAGCCAGAAGUGAAUUGGGAGGUCAAAAAGAAGUACUGAGCAAUGGUGCUGCCAAUGCCGGGACUGAAGCAGUGGAUCAACAGGGUCCAGUUGGCAAUGGUAUUGCAAAACCUUUUUUUCCAGAGACAGCCAUGACAUCUCAUAUGGCUUCAGCCAUUGCGACCCCUAGUAAUGAAUUCCUUCCAAAAGUUCCAUUCCUCCCCGAAAAUGGCGAAAGAAAACAGAAGACUGAAAAAGAGGUGUAAAAAGAUUUUAGUACAGAAAUUUGUCCUCAAGGCAUUUCCCUGCAUUUCCAUAAGACUACACCAUUGUUGGGUUUCUUCAAUGCAGUAGUCAAGAUGGAAUUGGGUCUCAUUAUUAGAGCUGACGGGGAUCUAAUUCAAUGUUUCUUUUUCUUUUUCUAUUCUUUUCUUCUACGCCAUUAAUAUAUUUCUAAGUUAGUUUCCAGCUUCAGCCUUAGUUUGACUUUGAACACAAAGUGGUGUAAAAUGUCGAGCCUUUGUAAUUGAAGAUGUGAUUCAGAUGAUUAAUGCCAAUGGCAAUAUAGCUUGUAGCCU